UCUCCAGGAGUGAUCUUGAUCUCCUCUCAGCUGAUUUGUCAAAUUUUCGUGAACAAUCUGUCGGCUUCAGCUGUAUUUAAGAGAAAAUAUAAGCGAGAAUAAAACUCUUGUAAGGCUCCUGCAAUAUAAUUUUCGUUUAUGGCGAAUUUAUUUAUUCAUCUAUUUAAUUUUCUGAGAUUCCUGCAGCCCUUCCCGAACGCUCGCCGCCUAAUGUUUGUAAACAAAGGCCGGCAUGGCAGAGGGAUGUCCUGACACUGUCAUCGAAGGUGAUCCGGUUCAGGCCCAGUAUUCCAUCUGAGCACACAUGCAUGCAGAGGAAGCUUGGACGUGAUGGCUGAAGGUGACAUUGUUGAGGACUUCUUUGGAGUGUACCUGCUAUUCUGCACCAACCCAAAGUACAAAGGUCGUACCUAUAUUGGCUACACUGUGAACCCAAACAGGCGACUCAAACAGCACAACAAAGGAACUAAAGCAGGUGGUGCCUGGAAGACCAGCAACAGGGGGCCAUGGGAAAUGGUACUACUUGUUCAUGGAUUUCCAAAUGAUAUAUCAGCUCUUGGUUUUGAAUGGGCGUGGCAGCAUCCUCACAGGAGUCGCCGUUUGCGCACUGUUACUCGCAAGAAAGCCAAGGAGCAGAAAUAUGACUUCUGCCUACGAGUCCUGGGCAACAUGCUCCGAGCAAGGCCUUGGUGUCGCUUGCCACUCACCCUGCGCUGGAUAAAACCAGAAUACAUCAGAGACUUCCCACCAGGACUGGAGCCACCUGUGCAUAUUCCUAUAGCAUAUGGGCCUGUCAAACCUGUAAAAGUGAAGAAGCCAGCAGAAAAUAAAUCAGAUGAUGAUAUUGAGGAAAUAGAAACAUGCACUCUAUGUAAGAAGGUGGUGGAGGAGGUUGAUAAAAUGAGAUGUCUGUCCUCAUCCUGCCUUUUGGUUGCUCACAUGAAGUGUUUGGCACAUGAAAUGCUAAAAGAUGAUAUUCCUGGUAUGUUGGUACCACUGGAGGGUUGCUGUCCAAGCUGUGACAUCCCUGUGCUGUGGGGAGAUUUAGUCAGGUUGAAACGAGGCUGCUACCAACAGAAGAAGUCAGAUAAUAGUGAUGAUGAAGACUGGGUUGAUAGUUUAUCACAGGCUACCUAAGAAUUCAGGUAAAAACAUAGCUUGUGAAUGUAACACACACACACACGCGUAGUGUAGUGGUGAGCACGCUCGGCUCACAACCGAGAGGGUCCGAGUUCAAAUCCCGGAAAGCGGCGAGGCAAAUGGGUAAGCCUCUUAAUGUCUUGCCCCUGUUCACUUAACAGUAAAUAGGUACGGGAUGUAACUCAAGGG
Molecule: messenger RNA, 1329 nt
Organism: Portunus trituberculatus (swimming crab)
Lineage: Eukaryota; Metazoa; Arthropoda; Malacostraca; Decapoda; Portunidae
Gene: slx1
Product: structure-specific endonuclease subunit slx1-like
Exons: 6
Coding region: 331-1137 (268 amino acids)
Biological process (GO): double-strand break repair via homologous recombination
Cellular component (GO): Slx1-Slx4 complex
Molecular function (GO): 5'-flap endonuclease activity; crossover junction DNA endonuclease activity
Source: RefSeq, a predicted model, not a curated record